This is a messenger RNA of Anguilla anguilla (European eel), 7262 nucleotides long. RefSeq names its product AT-rich interaction domain 4B (gene arid4b). Gene Ontology annotation, cellular component: nucleus. Bases 1292 to 5197 code for a protein of 1301 amino acids. Gene Ontology annotation, molecular function: transcription cis-regulatory region binding. The transcript is spliced from 24 exons. Gene Ontology annotation, biological process: regulation of transcription by RNA polymerase II. NCBI's taxonomy places the organism in Eukaryota, Metazoa, Chordata, Actinopteri, Anguilliformes, Anguillidae. The record is from RefSeq and is a predicted model, not a curated record.
GUGUUGACUAGCUAACCCGAAACAUAUUGUCAUUGUUUUAGGUGCUAAUAAUUGUAGCUAUUGGACGAGGUAGUUCAGUCGAGUCGGGUAAACGAGGGCUGGAUUAGAUUAGCUGGUGUGGGGUGACAUUGUUGCAGUAGCCUGUACUUCGUCAAAUGGAUAUUGCAGUUUCACUGCACUCCAAGUCUUCCCGUUUGUGAAUCGGAGAGGGUGUAUGUUUUACGACUGUCAGGAUGUACUAUUACUUUUUCCAGUUUGACCUUGUUCGUAAGGGGCUUGUCCGUUUUUAUUGUUAUAGCCUACCGCAACUCGAUGCACUCAGUGGUUUGCAGUCCACGGGGAUUUGACGGUAGCCACCGAGUUACGGUGUCCUAAUGAAAAUGGAAUUUGAUUUAACUAAUGUUGGCUAACCUUGUUGCAUUGGCAUGAAAACAAGUUGCCACCUUUCCCAUAACCCACGAGAGCCCCUCGACGCUCGCUUGAAUCUGGUGCGAAGGGAUCCCUGUUAAAGAUCACAGCGUGUUUUCCUUCAUCUGCGACAGCUCGCAAUAGCGAGCACUCUAGCACUGCCGGACCUUUAAAGAGAAGACGAGCCGAAUUAACCCGAUUAUAUUGGUAGCGAUAGACUCGCAACAUAUUACCAAUUGUGAGGGUGAAAAAAUAAUGACACGUCUUCCCAGCCUGGCCAGAGAAAAACUGGUGACGAUUUUGAGCGCAUUGUGAAGGUGGUAGUUUGUCAAAGCGUUGUUUUUCUCCUGCGCUGUACUGUUGGAUUGUUGAACUGUUUCUGCUGUGUGGUACAGAAAUGGCGUCAUCGGCUCUGCUGUAGCGCAGCGCUAGACAUUCGGCAGACACAACGCUAACCUGCUCCUAACGAGUUCAUUUCAUGUGACAUCGCUUUCUUUUCUGCUUGUACUUUUAUGCCACUCUCAACUUUUCAGCUUCAAUAAGACAGGCAGAUUUGUUUAUGCCAUGCAAAUUACGUGUAUUGGUUGUGUUUAUUUUGGUCGUGUGUCUGAGUCGUUCAUCGACUGGAAAAAUCACGUUGAAAUUGAAGCUGGACAUGAUCAUUACAUAAAGAGCGCAAAUAUUUCCUAAUUGAAACGACCACCCCUUGCUGUCGGCAGUUUACACGCAGGGUGUACAUUCCUAGCUCUGUCAAAAACUGUUACAGCCACUGUCUUGUCCAUGGCGUAAUGUUGAAGGAAGAUACAGAGCGAAAAAAACUGACGUAGAACACAUGCAGGAUUGACGCCCGGACUGAUCAUAAGAAGACGAAGUUUGAACGGAAAUGAAGACCCUGGAGGAGCCCCCCUACCUCACUGUGGGCACGGACGUCAGCGCCAAAUACAGGGGGGCCUUCUGUGAGGCGAAGAUCAAAAUCGCCAAGAGACUGGUUAAAGCGAAGGUGACCUUCAAACCCGACUGUUCCACCGGGGAGGUACAUGACGAGCACAUCAGAGGCCCCUUGAAGGUGGGGGCUACGGUGGAGGCGAGAAACUCCGACGGGGUGUACCAGGAAGCCGUCAUCAACAAGCUCACCGAUGCCAGCUUGUACACCGUCGUGUUUGAUGAUGGAGAUGAGAAGACUCUGAGACGCUCCUCUCUCUGUCUGAAAGGAGCGCGGCACUUUGCAGAGAGUGAGACCCUCGACCGGCUCCCCCUCACCAACCCUGAACACUUCGGCACGCCGGUCAUCGGGAAGAAGACCAACCGCGGCCGACGGUCCAAUCCAGUCCAAGAGGAAGAAUCGUCUUCGUCGUCAAGUGAGGAAGACGAGGGGGACCAGCAGGACAAUGACGAGCUGCUGGGGAAGGUGGUGUGCGUGGAGGCGGUCGCCCCCGGCGACAGGAAGAAGAGCGCGUGGUACCCGGCACUGGUGAUUUCGCCAGACUGCAGCGAAGACUUGGCCACCAAGAAGGACACCGUCCUCGUCCGCUCCUUCAGGGACGGAAAGUUCUGCGCGGUUCUGCGGAAGGACGUGCGCGAGAUCGAUGGGCAGACGGCUCCGAAACCAGACGCGGCCCUCAAGCCAGCUCUGGACGGCGCCCUGGAGUUCCUGCGCUGCGGCGGCGUGCCGAGCUCCUGGAGGACCGAGGUGAAGGACGAGACCUCCAGCAGCGAGGACGACGAAGACGAGGAGGAAGAGGAGCCAGAGGAGGACGCCAGCAGCGGAGAGGAGGAGGAGGAAGUGGAGCCCUUUCCAGAGGAGAGAGAGAACUUCCUGCAGCAGCUCUACAAGUUCAUGGAAGAUCGAGGCACACCCAUUAACAAGAGACCAGUGCUAGGCUACAGAAACCUCAACCUCUUCAAACUCUACAGGCUGGUACACAAGCUGGGAGGGUUCGAUAAUAUUGACAGCGGCUCUGUGUGGAAGCAGGUCUACCAGGACCUGGGGAUCCCCGUGCUCAACUCCGCUGCCGGCUACAAUGUCAAAUGCGCCUACAGGAAGUACCUGUACGGGUUCGAGGAGUACUGCACCUCCACCGGGAUCGCGUUCCAGAUGGUCCUCCCGCACCGGGCCGAGCCGAAGGCCGAGGAGGCGUCGGGGGCCGCCGCCGCCGCCGCCGGGCCGCCCGUCGCUCCCGGCAACGGGGGCGCGUCCGAGCAGAGGGCCGUCCGCGAGGAGCAGCAGCGCUCGCGCCCGGACGGCAAACCUGCCGACCUCCAGCCUGUCCUGUGCAAGCAGGCAGAGGAGGAGGAGGAGGAGGAGGAAGCAGACACAGGCAGCGAUAGACUGGAGGCCGCUCGUCAGAAGAAGGAGGAAGAAGACGAGGCCGUCAGCAGGCUGGGGCGUAGCGAGGAAGACGAGGACGCAGACGAAGAAGCCGGGGAGGAGGCCCCCAGCCCCCGCGCGGAGAGCGUGAAGCCGGAGCCCUUCGAGGAGCUACGGGACGGGGAGAAGUCAGAGGAUGACAGCAGUCAGGAGGGGGAAGGGGAGGAGUUUGAGAGUUACCCCGCGGGGAUGAAGGUGCAGGUGAGGUAUGGGCGAGGCCGCAAUCAGAAGACGUACGAAGCCACUGUGAAAGAGUCUGACCUGGAGGGGGGAGAGGUGCUGUACCUGGUGCACUACUGUGGCUGGAACGUCAGGUAUGACGAGUGGGUUAAAGCGGAUAAGAUCGUGCGGCCGGCGAAUAAGAACGUCCCCAAAGUGAAGCAUCGUAAGAAAAUAAAGAACAAAACGGAAAGAGAGAAGGACAGGCUAGAGAGGCUGACGGACAGGGAGGACCUCCCCCCUUCCAAAAACCACCGAAUCCACCGCUCCGCCAAGUCCGGCCCGCCCCACGACGGCUUCUCCCCGCUGGACGAGCACAACGACAAAGGGCCCAAACACGCCGCCGCCAAGUCCAUCGAGAUCACGUCCAUUCUGAACGGCUUGCAAGCCUCAGAGAGCUCAACUGAUGAGAGCGAACAUGAGGAGGAGGAUGACUGUGAAGGUGAUCAGGAGGAAGAUGAGCAGCUGGGUUCCCAUGGUGACCGCAGGAGGGCGGGUCUGCCGGAGGGGCCCCGUGUUCCGGAGCACUGGGAGGGCAGCAGGGGCCUGCCGGGGGGGUGCAGGGGGGGACCUGGGGGGCCCGGAGGCGAGCGGGUCCUGGGGCCCGACGGCCAGGAGGGCACGGAGCCCGGGAAGCGCAGGGGCCCCCCGGAGCCCCAGGGGGAGGGGGCCAGCAGAAAGCGCAAAGCGGAGGCCCCCGGGCAGCGCCCUCCGAAGGGAGCGUCCCGGAGCAGGCCCAGGAGCGGCAGGACCGCCGACUGGCUGCCCCACGGCUCCCCCCAGAGGCCGGAGGAGAGAAGCGCGGGGCCGCGGGGGGAGACGAGCGGCAGCAGCAGCUCGGAGGACGAGGGGGAGGGGCCCGCGGAGCCCAGCCCCGAGGCGGGAGGGCGGCGCGGCAAAGCCAAGGGCACCCCCUCCAAGAAGUACAACGGGCUGAAGGAGAAGACAAAGGGGGGGCGGUCCUCGGCUUUCUGGGAGGUCCCCGAAAAGCGGCCCAAGCUGGCGCUGGGCGGGGACGAGAGGUCGGCUGGCGGCCGGGGGAAGGGCCAGAAGGACGUGUGGUCCAGCAUCCAGGCCCAGUGGCCCAAAAAGACGCUCAAGGAGCUCUUCUCCGACUCCGACACGGAGGCGGCCAACUCCCCCCCGCCCGCCGUGUCUCCGGCCGAGGACCCGCGGGCGGGCGACCCGGCGCGGGACGGCGAGGCGGGCCGGGGGACCCCAGAGCCCCACAAAACCCGGGGUUCCCCCAGCAGCGGCAGCAACUCGGUCCUCAACACGCCCCCCACCACCCCCGAGUCCCCGGCCGCCCAGGCCGGCAGCCCCCGUCGGACUCUGAGCCCCGCCCCGCCCCCGGCCCCUCCCCCGCCCUCGCUGGACCCCGCCCCCGAGGCCUCCCCCCGCGUCCCGGGCCCCCCGCUGGAGGAGAGCAUGGGGGGGCGCAGCGAGACGGACAGCAGCACGGUGGAGGUGGAGAGCCUGGGGGGAGAGCUCCCCCAGGAGGACAGGCCCGGGUCCCCCUCCAUGGCCUUCGGCGGCAGCCUCUCCUGCAACAGCAGCUGCAGCAGCCAGCACGACGGCCAGCAGAGAGCCCGAGCCGCAGCGCUGGCCAAUCAGAAGCAGCAGAAGGACUCCCAGGGGGGCGGAGCGUCAAAGAAACACAAACGGAGCCACAAGAACUCGGGCACCCCCCCCAAGAAGAGCCGGAAAAUGGCCCACAGCAGCGACAGCGAGGACCACUCCACCAGCGAGAACACUGCCAAAUCCCCCGCCCCUAAGACCACCGCCGCCGCCGCCGCGCCCAAGUGCCCCGGCAGGACGCCCCCUGCUGGUCACCGGUACCACAAGCACGGGGACGCGGAGCACCAGGGUCGCACGCCGCGCGUCUACAAGUGGAGCUUUCAGAUGUCCGACCUGGAGAAGAUGACCAGCUUGGAGCGGAUCUCCUUCCUGCAGGAGAAGCUCCAGGACAUUCGCAACCACUACCUCUCGCUCAAGUCGGAGGUGGCCUCCAUAGACCGCAGGCGGAAGCGCAUGAAGAAAAAAGAGCGGGAAAGUACGGUCGCAGCGUCCUCUUCCUCCUCAUCCUCCUCCUCCUCCUCCCCGUCCUCCAGCUCUCUCACAGCGGCCGUCAUGCUGACCCUGGCGGAACCCACCGUCUCGGGGUCCUCUCAGAACUCUGGGGUGUCUGUGGAGUGCAGGUGACAGGACGCCCAGCGGCCCAAAGCACUCUGCACUUAGCCAGCGUCCGCGCAACCCCGCCCCCUGGCCCCUGGCUCCGCCCCCACCCUUUGCUCCCAGACCCCUGCUCCUUUUAAAGUCCAAGUCUCACCAAAUAUUCCUUUGAGCUGAACGCUCAGUUGACAUGGUAACAUAACCGAGAGGGGGGGGAGGGGCUGAAAAUGAAGUGUAGCCUGUAAACCAUUUUAAAAAUGGGUGAUAUCCACCCACAGUCAGACAUGCACACACUGUAGCUGAAUUCCCUGUUUGUGUGAUGUGUGAAAUAGCUGAAAAGACAGUUUUAUGUACCUAAUAUUUAUUCAAAUUCAGGAAACAUUACAAAUGUUGCUUAUGUAUUUUUAACCAGCGUUGUGACUCAGUACAGUACUUGGCUAGCGUAUCUCGUCUCUGUAUUUCCCUAAGCGUUGAGAAGUCGUCGUGCCCUCAGUCGUCAGACACCACCUGCGUUUACUUGUUUGCUGCACCAGCUAGCUAGUUAGCAGUAUUACAGUAGGCUAACCACAUCCUGCUCCAGAGCAGGGUUUGUUCACUGUGUGUGACAGAUAAUCAGAUAAGGCUACCCUUUAUUCAUUGAUGUUUUUUUUUUCCUUUUCCCCAAAAGGAGUUAUGAAAUUUUACCACUUGCUAGUAUUCCAAUUGAAGUUACAGCAAAAUUAGAUUUGUUCUUGGUCACUUAAAAAUCUUCUUUUCCAAGGCAAUAUUUGGACAUAGCCUGCUUUUGAGACUUGGACUUUAAAACACAAAAUGUCUACUCUACAUACUAGAGGCACAAACAAACCUGUAAGAAAAACUGAAUUAAGCACUAUUUUCUAAUGACAACUGUUUUCUCGGCAAGCUAACUGCACUUAAGUGCACUUUUAUAAAUGGGGGUGUAUAAAAAAAAAGUACAAUGAACCUGUUAUGUUGAUGUUUAACGGAUUUUUGAAGUUGUUUUCUUCAAGCAAUAAUUAUUUCCAAUUUGAUUGCGUUCGUUUUGGGAUUCAGACGGGAUUGAAUUCAAGUUGCCUUCAGCUUAUACGGUGGGCACUUUUCUACUCACUGAAAGUACACCCCAGAUGUGCUUCAUGAGGGAACAGAAAAUCAAAUGCAGCAUCGCUUCAGAAAGCAGCGUUAAUGGUGACGAUUCCACCCCCCCGGUCUCUCCGCUUUCCCCCGAGCCCCUCCCCUGUUGAACGGUGGUCCCUGCACACUGUGGUCGGGCCCUGUGUUUUUCUUAGACCCACAGAAACCUCGCAGCAGCAACGUUAGCGCCAUUCUCUUCCUGCUCGAAGGGGCCGGUGUCCCAAGAAGCCUGUUCCUCAGAAAAAGUUUACUGACAAAAAACAUUAUUAAGUCGAAAGCGAUACUGCAGUGCCUUGUAAUUUCUCUUCGGGGCACUCUUAAAUACCCACAAUGCAGUGCGAGCAUUUGGCCACAUCUGAGCGCGUGCGGCCUAGCCCUGCCAGUCCUGCAGUUACAGAGGUUCUCUUCACUUCUUGUUUACAAAAACGCUGAACACCAGUGUGUGAAGACUGCAGAAGUGUAAAGGGCUGUUCAGAUGUAUUACAAAAACAGAUGCUGAUUUGUAUUUAAACAAGUUUGAAAUAUUCAUGCAUUUAUGAUGAAAUUGACCCUUAAAAGGGCGAUUGUACAACGUAAUGAGGAGAGACAUGCACUUGACAAUAUAAAAAGAAAUUUUUUUUUUUUUUUUUUUUGGUGGCCAUGAUCAAACGUAUUUUAUGAAUAUACCAAGAGAAUCAUUUUUAAAUAAUGAGGCAGUAGAAUGUUAAAAGAGCGUCGAUUAAAUGUUCUGUUAGACGGCCAGUUAUUUCUUCACGUCUUCUCGAUGUUACAGGGUUUUUUUAGGUGAAAUUUCAUGAAUUCCCUUGUUCAAGGUUACAGUUGGACCUGCUGUUUUAUCCGUUUUUACAGCCAUAACUGUCCUUCCGGAGGUCACUGCAAACCCUCACGACGGGGCGGGGUGUGCUUUUAACAUCAUGAAAAGGGCGUGUCUUUAAAAACAAAAAAAAAAUAGCCAGCCCCCCCCCCC